Messenger RNA from Eleginops maclovinus (Patagonian blennie), 1894 nucleotides. RefSeq lists its product as uncharacterized. The coding region runs from base 354 to 1118 and encodes 254 amino acids. The record is from RefSeq and is a predicted model, not a curated record. The transcript is spliced from 5 exons. NCBI's taxonomy places the organism in Eukaryota, Metazoa, Chordata, Actinopteri, Perciformes, Eleginopidae.
UGUGUGUGUGUGUGUGUGUGUGUGUGUGUGUGUGUGUGUGUGUGUGUGUGUGUGUGUGUGUGUGUGUGUUUGUGUGUGUGUGUUCAUCAGUCCAGCUUCCUGCCUCACAGGUGUCUUCUCACCUGGAUGCAGGUUCUGUAUUGUCGGAGCUUCCAGAGGGGCAAUAAACGCACCACGAGUUUCCAUGCUGCAGGCUGCUGGUUAUACUGACAGAUAAAACUCCUGCAGCAGGUGUGUGUGUGUGUGUGUGUGUGUGUGUGUGUGUGUGUGUGUGUGUGUGUGUGUGUGUGUGUGUGUGUGUGUGUGUGUGUGUGUGUGUGUGUGUGUGUGUGUGUGUGUGUGAUGCCAACAGGAUGUCCUGCUCCUGCUUCUGCUGUGUGACGGCCAGCGGGGAGCUGCUGCAUGGGAUCCGGAAGAAGGAGCCUCUGGUGUCUCCUGAGGAAGAGGAGGAGAAAGAGGAGGAAGAGGCGUACAGGAGCAGCAUGGAUCUGUCUCUGCUCAGAGAGAAGUACCUGAGCAGCAUGGAGCAGCAGAAACACUCUCAGGUGAUCCUCUACAGGACAGUCUCAGAGGAGCUGUCGGAGGCCGUCAGCUUUGUCCCCGUCACUCAGGGUCUGUCGCCGCCGCCUGUGACCUCUGACCCCGACCCGACCUCCACCUGCGACCCCUGGCACGUCCACCUUGAACUCCACCGCCGAGGCCGCCCCCGAGUUACCGCAGCUUCCACCCCGGAAACAACGAACACCAACAGUUCCUCACGUCGCUCCUCUGCGUCGUCCUGUGAGUCCAACAACAGGAAGCUCUCCUCAGACUCCUGCUGCUGCACCAACGAAGAAGAACCAAAAUGCAGAGGAGAAGAAGAAGAGAUGGAGAGCUGCCCCCCUCCCACAGCCUCCUCCUCCUCCAUCAGCAGCACCUCCUGCAGCCUGACGGAGGACCAGGGGCCCAGAGUCCUGCAGAGGCGGCUGUCGGCCCCCGCCCCGGCCCUCAGGUUUACCCGACAAUACAGUGUGGGGGGAGUGGGCUCCUCCACAGGGGGCCAACAUCCAUUCCCCAGCAGGAAAACCCCCAGGAUCUCUGAGGCGGCGCGCAGGCUGGGGCUGUAUGCCUCCUUCUGAUGCAUCUCCACACAGCUGCACCUCCACACAGCUCCACACAGCUCCACACAGCUCCACACAGCUGCACCUCCACACAGCUCCACACAGCUCCACACAGCUGCACCUCCACACAGCUCCACACAGCUCCACACAGCUGCACCUCCACACAGCUCCACACAGCUGCACCUCCACACAGCUGCAACUACACACAGCUCCACACAGCUGCACCUCCACACAGCUCCACACAGCUGCACCUCCACACAGCUCCACACAGCUCCACACAGCUCCACACAGCUGCACCUCCACACAGCUCCACACAGCUGCACACAGCUCCACACAGCUGCACACAGCUGCACGUCCACACAGCUGCACACAGCUCCACACAGCUGCACCUCCACACAGCUCCACACAGCUGCACCUCCACACAGCUCCACACAGCUGCACCUCCACACAGCUCCACACAGCUCCACACAGCUGCACCUCCACACAGCUCCACACAGCUCCACACAGCUGCACCUCCACACAGCUCCACACAGCUGCACCUCCACACAGCUCCACACAGCUGCACCUCCACACAGCUCCACACAGCUGCACCUCCACACAGCUCCACACAGCUGCACACAGCUGCACCUCCACACAGCUGCACCUCCACACAUCUCCACACAGCUGCACCUCCACACAGCUCCACACAGCUGCACCUCCACACAGCUCCACACAGCUGCACCUCCACACAGAUGCACCUCCACACAGAUGCACCUCCACACAGAUGCACCUCCACACAGCUGCACCUCCACACA